ACGUAGUGGUGUAAAUAAUACAACGCGGGUGAAGUCGGGUGAAGUGUUAUGCCAUAGAAUUUCAGAGAAAUCUAUAAAAACGAUAACGUAUAGCAAAGAAAUAGUAGAGUUAAAUGUUUACAUUCGAAAGAAAUUCUCAAACUAUUUGCUGCAACAGACAUGUAACACUAACUCGUGUAUUAAAUUAUUUGAAAGAGAAAAACUGAAAUGUUAUACGACACCGCUUAACACCAAAGUGUUUCUUAAUACGCAAACUCUACUAUUUUAAAUUAUCGAUUUGUAUACUUGAAUCUUUGCAUCGAAUAACAGACUAAACAUCGCGUAACGAAAGUUACUUUCGACCGUGAAGAAAGAAAUGAAUUUCGUUAAUAAAUCGUGAAUGACAAAUGAAAUUCAUCGGGAAAUUAUGAGCGUGAAAAGCAGACAUCACCAAGUGCAUUUUACUCUGGGACACGCCGUUUUUUGACGUAAACAUACGUCGUGACAUUUCGAGGUUGUUAAAGUUCUACAUACUCUUCAUACUGAUUUAGUUGAUGUUAAGAAUAAAAAAAAAAUGAAUGGAUUCAGUACCGGUGAAGAAGAUUCCAGAGGAGCUGCUGAUCAAAUUUGUUGCCUUGUAGAUGAGGGUGAACGAUGCACUCGGCCAGCUGGCAACGCUUCUUACAGUAAACGUAUUCAAAAAACUGUAACACAGCGGCGAUUAAAACUUAAUCUUGAUCAAGUGGCACGUCAUAUAUACAUUUGUGAUUAUCAUAAACAAGUAAUACAAUGCGCAAGAUCUAAACAACAACAACAGCGUAGGCGUAAGGAUUCAGAAGAAGAUUCAGGCGAAACAGAUAAUGAUCUUCCAGAGGUCGAUCUUUUUCAAUUACAAGUUGGCACAUUAAGGCGGUACAAAAGGCACUACAAAGUUUCUACACGACCAGGCUUAAAUAAAGCUCAGUUAGCUGAUACGCUUAUGAAGCAUUUCAAGACCAUCCCUGUAGUUGAAAAAGAAGCACUAAGCUUUUUCAUUUAUACAGUAAAAACUAAUGCAAAUAAAUUGGAUCAAAAAAAUGGUUUAAGUAAUGAUACUACAUAGCCUAGGCUUCCUUUCAUGAAUUUUGUUAUUGUAAUAAUAUUUUACUAGCGAGAGCAAAAAAUAUGUAUGGAUUUUUACUUGUUAAUAGGCAUAGGUAUUUUAUAAAAUCUAUGUAUAAAAUACACUUAAAAAUAUAUGUAUAACAAGA
Messenger RNA from Hylaeus volcanicus, 1229 nucleotides. RefSeq names its product histone deacetylase complex subunit SAP30 homolog (gene Sap30). Gene Ontology annotation, molecular function: protein binding; transcription coregulator activity. Bases 554 to 1081 code for a protein of 175 amino acids. Gene Ontology annotation, cellular component: histone deacetylase complex. Gene Ontology annotation, biological process: regulation of DNA-templated transcription. The transcript has 3 exons. The record is from RefSeq and is a predicted model, not a curated record. Lineage: Eukaryota; Metazoa; Arthropoda; Insecta; Hymenoptera; Colletidae.